This is a messenger RNA of Dendronephthya gigantea, 450 nucleotides long. Its product is annotated as cysteine-rich protein 1. NCBI's taxonomy places the organism in Eukaryota, Metazoa, Cnidaria, Anthozoa, Malacalcyonacea, Nephtheidae. The transcript is spliced from 3 exons. Bases 113 to 343 code for a protein of 76 amino acids. The record is from RefSeq and is a predicted model, not a curated record.
UAUUUAAAUAUUGGUCAUUGAAAUUGGAAACUUCACUAUUUCAGUGCGCGUGUUUGGCGUUUGACAAGUGUUCUAUCUCCUCUCUGAUCGUGUAGAAAAACAAUUUGACAAGAUGCCUAAGUGUCCCAAAUGCAAUAAAGAAGUUUACUUCGCUGAGAAAGUGCAGUCUCUUGGUAAAGACUGGCAUAGGCCAUGUUUGAAAUGUGAAAAAUGUGGGAAAACUUUGAGCUCUGGUGGACAUGCAGAGCACGAAGGAAAGCCAUAUUGUAACAAACCAUGUUAUGCCGCUCUCUUUGGGCCUGGUGGAUUUGGGCGAGGUGGUACUGAAUCACACAAGUAUUAAGACUUAUAAGUUGACUUGAUAUAAUCAACCAAGUUUCAAACAUAAAACAUGUAAAUAAAAACUAGAAAAAUAAAAUAUUUGCUCUUGAAUAUGAUUUUUACACACGA